CCACAAGAUCCAGAUAAUUGCAAUUGGCGGGUAUACAGUGCUUCUUCCUCUUCAGUCUAGAGCAGAAAUGGAAAUCUCCUCUGUGAAAAUGCUUUAUAAACAUCUCAUUUUCUGCGCCGUUCAACGAUGCCGCAUGUCCGAUGAUCUCUGCAGAUUAACCGUGAAAUUGACCUCCUCCUCUCGAUUUCGGCUCCCGAUCGUUCGAAUUUCAGUUUCUGAUACUGGUGUUGGGAGCAAACCGGAAGACUACCAAUAUUUGAAAUGCAGAAACGACCCUAUUCUGGCUAAUCAAUGGGAUGGGAUGAUUUCUCUUGCAACUACAAGCAUAUCUGAUAGUGAGAUACACAAUUUAAAUGUAAAUAUAAAAGAAUCUAAUUCUGCUGGAAGACUGACAAAGCUACCCUCGACUUCAAAGAAUGGUGCCAAAUUCAGUGGGACUGAAGUAUCAGUAUCAAUAUCCAAGAGCCUUGAUGACUUACUGGCAGAGGUUACUUGCUUUCUUCAAAAGAUGAUCCUUUUGAAGAUUCCGAAAGUAGUAAUGGAACUCUUAGUAUGUGGUGAUGACCCUUUGGGAUCACAGAUUGAACGUCGUAUUCUGGCAAUUGAGGGCAACUCUGUAUAUUCUCCUGUUGAAAGCAUAGAAUGCUUGAAAGUGGGACUCAAGGAUUAUAUUCGUAAGCACCAAACUUGCUUCUCAACUGGGGAAAAUCUGAAGGUUGGAACUGGGGUUGCUAACUCUUCAAGUAGUUCUCAGACCAAUAGCCAGGUGGCAGAAGCUGUGGUGAUUAUCAGUGAGAUGUUAGAAGUAGUAUCCUCUUCCUGCAUCAGGGAACAAGACAUGACAACAGAGAUCUUACAUUUCAAAGACUUUGUACCUUGUUCUAUUGCUCAGUCAUCCCUCGAUGCAUUGACAAGCAUCAACUGGAAAAGCUAUGGGUUGGCUCUGCGAAGCAUUGCAGAUCAUGAUGGUAGUGUAAUUCUGGAAUGGGAGAACCUGCCACCAGAUUUCCACAUUCAUAUUGCCAUCCAUUGUUACCACAGAAAGGUGAAACAGUGGGUGGCAGAAAACAUUUUACCUGAUCGAAAUCUUGCUAGAAAAGCUGUGAAGUGUGCUUUGGAUAACUUAAAGGAAAAUAAUCAAGGGGUUCUCCUAAGUACACGUGCACUUAAGAUGUGUGAUUAUGCACCUGACCUUGCAAAAACGCUUUCUCGACUGAUCUUUUCCUCCAAUGACUUGAACUUCCAAGAAGAAUGUUGUUCUCUUCUCGGGGUACAGUCUCAAGAGGUUAACACGGAUAAUGUUGGAAAUUGCAUCAGGGAGAAGAUAAUUUCGGUCAUUGGAUUAAAUGAUCGUAACUCCCAGAAGCAUAAAGAAGCCCCAACCUUCCUCUUUGAAGAUGAUUGUUUUCAGAAAGAGGAUUUCAUGGACGAGGAAUAUCAAGAAUGUGAAGAAGCUUACAACUCCUUGGAUCUGUAGAAGGCUAGGAGCAUUAUUAGAUGUCCAAUUAUUAAUUUCUCCUCUUAUUAUGUUUAUGGUUUAUCUCACAAACACAACUAUUCUAGUUACUUCUGUUAGGCUUUAUUAUUGCUAUGGAAGCAUACAAUAUGUAUGGACUUGAUGGUUUUUGAGUUUAUUUGUCCAAAUUAAGUAGAUAAACUGAUGCUCAACCAUCUCUACAACGUUGUGGUGAAAAAGAGAAUAUAUGUACUUCAAAAUUUCAUGAACUCAGUUAUUCCAUGUUAUUGAAUUAUCUAAGGAUUCGUUUUA
Molecule: messenger RNA, 1768 nt
Organism: Solanum dulcamara
Lineage: Eukaryota; Viridiplantae; Streptophyta; Magnoliopsida; Solanales; Solanaceae
Product: type 2 DNA topoisomerase 6 subunit B-like
Exons: 12
Coding region: 68-1477 (469 amino acids)
Biological process (GO): reciprocal meiotic recombination; meiotic DNA double-strand break formation
Cellular component (GO): condensed chromosome
Molecular function (GO): protein-macromolecule adaptor activity
Source: RefSeq, a predicted model, not a curated record